This is a messenger RNA of Anopheles maculipalpis, 4386 nucleotides long. It is a transcript of the gene FAM21, whose product is annotated as WASH complex subunit 2. The record is from RefSeq and is a predicted model, not a curated record. The transcript has 3 exons. The annotation marks the transcript as partial. Lineage: Eukaryota; Metazoa; Arthropoda; Insecta; Diptera; Culicidae.
AGAUUCGUGAUAACGUUUUCAUUUCUAUUGCAGGCACAACUCACGCCGGAAGAAUUUCGCAAGCGUAGACCGAACUGGUCACUUGAAACGGACGGCCAACUGUUGCAGUACAUGGUUUCGAUCGCGAAGAAUGUCGAAAGUUUAGCUGCCCAAACGAGAGACAACUUGAACGAUUUGAUGCUGACAGUGAAACAGUCGGAAUUGAAACUAGCAAACGCAACGAAUCAGUUCUCGGCCGUCGAGCAAGUGAAGUUUGUCGAAAACCGAGUCGAGGAAGACGAUGAAAGUUUCUACGGUUUGCGACGACGCCGUCAGCAGAUAGAUGAACCGCGGCCGGACACGACACCGGAUCCGGGUGACGAACGCACACUAGACGAUUUGAUCCAGCUAGCGGUAGAACGAUCGGCCGAAGGGAUGUAUCGGACGUACGAAAAAUAUCCUUUACCAUAUUCGGACUCGAGUGAUGACGAAUAUGCAUCGUCUGUUAAGGGAACGGUAAUGCAUCUUCCUCCGUCCUUUGAUCGACCGUUGCCGCACGUUAUUGGAUCGCACGAGUGGCAAACCAGUUGGCACGUGGGACUGGACCAGUGCGAAAACGAGUACGAUUCCGAGCAAAAGGAAGAAUACUCCGAAUCGCCGAGUGAAACGGACGAUGGUGGAAUGUUUCCAUCGCAGCCGAACAGCAAACAGCACACACCAUCGGAAUCGGAAAGCUCCAUCUGGGGUGUGGAAGGUCGAAAACGGGCCCCAUCACUCGAUCCCAGCAUUACGGGAGACGAUGGAUCGUCCAUCUAUUCGUUCGCUAGUUCGUCUAAGGUAUUACCUGUGCGUGGGUUACCGGUGGACAUUAGUGCACGGUUAAAACCACCGAGUCUGUUCCCGGAAGAGCCGCCCGAAGAGGAAGCUGGACGGCGAAAGGGUGGUGACUUUGGGUUGUUUGAUAAUUCACCGGACGAGGAUGAACCAGCGAUGCCGACGCCAACGCCACAACCACGUCAAACAGUGCCAGCAAAUGACACAAAGCAGUCAUUCUUUAAAGGGAACGCUCAACAGCCGGCCCGAAAGAUAGUUAAUCUGUUCGACGAUGAACCACCUGAACCGGUGUCAGACGCGUCAGUGGUACCGGAGCAGAGAAAAACGAUCAAUCUGUUCAUCGAAAGUGAGGAAGACGAGGACGUAGUACGGGAAAACAAUGUGCGCAACAAUAAUCCUGCUUCGAUGGCGGUAAAAAAUCGUACCGGAUCUGCCGGUGUAACGAAUCCCAAGCAAAUGACAAAGCUGGUCGAUGAACUGAAUAACAAUUUUCGGAAGCAACAGCAAGAACAGAUCGUGCCAGCAGCUCGUCCCCCGUUGGUGGUUAAUAAUAACAAUAAGCAACGUCCAGCAACGGUGACGAAUCUGUUCGACGACGAACCACCAGUAGAUGAGUUUGAUCAGCUGUUUCAGGCGGCAAAUCCUUCCGCUAAGUCAACGACCGUUCACUCAUCCCUGCCACCUAGCAAGGAGAAAAUGGUCAUCAAUCUAUUCGCCGAAGACGACGAGGACGAUUACGGUGGGAUUGUUGUGGGAAGCAAUGAAACAAAAUCACACAAAUCUCCACUACAAGGAACUGCACAGAACAGUCCCGCCCAUGGGCUGCCACUCCCAAAACCCGCCGAACGGCCAAAACCCUCGUUUAAGAAGAAAUCCAUCUUUGAUGAUUCAGAGUCCGAGGAGGAUAAUGCGAAUGAGGCUGCGUUGUUUGGAAGUUCCGCUAAACUGACGGUCCCAAUCGUACCAACAAUACCAAAAGCUGUACCAAAAGUGAAAAAGUCAAUUUUCAGCGAUAGUUCCGAGGCGGAGGAUGAUGAUGAUGAUGAGGCACUGUUUGGUAAAUCGUCCAGUAUUUUGAAGAGUAAGCUAGAUGCAUUGAAAAGGAACGGUCCGGCGGGUGGGAAGAAUGGCAAUGUGACGCCUGGUAAAAGUACGGACGAUGAUGUGUUAAAACCGCCGGUGGCAUCGGCGUUGGCGUUGGAUAAGGAUAAGAAAACGGUUCCGAAGGUGUCUUUGUUUGACGAUGAACCACCGUCGGACGAUGAAGAUGCACUGUUUGGGCAAAAUGCAACUGCAAACCGCGUACAGGACACACAGAAGGGAAAAGUUUCAUUGUUCGAACCGCAUUCAACGUUAAACGAUCAGCCUAGUGAUAGUGAUGCAAGAAAGCAAUCAUUGGAACCUGUAAAAUAUCAGACUGUCGUGAAAGAAGCUCCAAGCAGCAUCCGUAGUAUGAUAAUGAAAAAAUCCAUCUUCAAUUCGGAUUCGGAAAGCGACGAGGAGGAUUCGAUUUUUGAGACGGUACCUAAAGCUGCGGGAAAUGGACCUCUUUCAACGAAUAAACCUGAAACUAAUGUAGCAUUAGAAGGUGUAUGGAACGUUGAAGAGGACACUAAAACAACCGGCAAGCAACAAUCAGUGAUGACUGAUGCUAGUAGCAGUUAUGCUCAAAAUGCUUCACAAUCUAUUAUUUCAAUAGAAAAAGAAGGGGCCAGUCCAGUUCUAACCUCAUCUGAACCAACUGUUGAUAGUGCAAUUGCUUCUAAAAACUUCCUGUUGGAAGAAUCCAAGUCUGAGCACGAAGGUGACAAGGAACCUCAACGAUGUGAUGAAUUGGAAAACUCUGGACCAACUUUAGAAAGCGUAAAAAGAGUCAGUGAAGAAAAUGCAUCGAAUGAACUAAUUGUUGACAAACCCCCGCUAGACGUGGAGAAGCCUGAAGCUCCAGAAUCAGAUUUAGAAGAUAAACCACUCCCGGAUAAACCUGUCCCGGGAAUGAUGAUGAUAGCUAACGAUAUAGACUAUUAUCUUCACAUGAACGAGACAACUUCUCAAGCUGAAUUAACACCAACAACACCAUUGGUGGAACCGCCGGCAAUAACGCCUCCUGCAGUCUCCAAGUCUGAACCAAAAAGUGCCUUAAAUUUCAGUCCAAUCGGUCUCUUUGAUGACGUUCCACCGCCGGAUGAUGGUGACGAGACGGACGAUACAACGACACGCAAUGAUCUGCAACGUGACCUGCUGAAUGCGGUCGAAUCGGGUGAGCCGACGUUGCCACCGAUCGAGGACGAACCGUCUCCUUACUCGACCGAAACACAAUCCUUAAACUUCAUACCGACUGGGCAGGCGGGCAACAUUCGGUCACGGUAUCUUUUCGACGAUGAACCACCACCGGAUGAAGCGGAUAAUAGUAGAGCUGGCUCAAAGGGGUUGUUUGAUAAUCCAGCUCCUGUGUCGUUACCUCCGGUGGUUGAAGAUAUAAGACCGGAUUCUGUCAAACCCAAUCGCCCGAAGAUUAAUAAAUUGAAUACCAAAAUUGCCAUCAAUGUUGCAGCACUAUUGCCUGGUGCGAGAAGAACAACUGGAGUAACUAAUACUUCAUCACCGGAGAAGGUUCCUACUAGUGUCUUGAGCGUUGUGAAGUCAUCCCAAUCGGGGGAUGUUCCAAGUAGUGAAAAAUUGACUGGCCUAAACAAGGGUAGAGCAAGAAUUCCUACCAAACGGAAACCUCCUUCUAGACAAAAUCUUCGCGCUGGCACGGUGAGUUCUUCGUUGCAAAGCUCCACUAGCUCCAAAUCGAUAGAAGACGAUGAUCGUAUUGUGGUUGGAUCGGAAGGAAAGAUCGAACACGUUGAAGCUAGCCUAUCACCUGUGGGCUUUGAUCCUCCCCAGAAUCGUCCCGAGGAUCUGCCCUUCGAUCGACUGAGCGCGAGUGUUCGAAAUCCAACGAAGCGAUUAGCUACGCUACCGGAUGGUAAUGAAGGUGCUAACAAACCGUUGCCAAUUGUUCCGGAACGCAAGACGGCGGUGAAAUCCUUGACCAAAUCGAUUUUUGACGAUAGCGAUAGUAAUGAUGAGGAUGAUGAUGAUCUUUUCAAACAACUCCCAACGGCGAAAGGUGUUGUUGCCGUGAAGAAACCAGCUGCUCCAGUGCAGGAUACUUCAACGAAGCAGCAUCAGCAGUCACAGAAAAGCGUGAUAACUAGAAGUAUUUUCGGUUCGAACGAUGAGGACGAUGAUGAUGCUGAUGAUGAUGAUGGUGGAGAAAAUGAUCUUUUCGGAGCAGUGAAGAAAUCGUCCAUUGUUGGUAAACUAACCGGUGCAAAGACGGAGAAGAAAGGCCUAUUUGACGAUGACGAUGGUGACAGUGAUGAUGAUCUGUUUGGAAGUAAAAGCAAAACUGUCGCAAAAGCUCAAAGCCAUCUCCAGCAGCAGCAGCAGCAGCAGCAGCAGCAGGAGGAUAAAAAGAAACAGGCCAACAGAUCACUUCCCCCUACAAUAACCAAACCGGUAACGACCACCAUUCGAACCGGCGGUGAUGAUCCUUUGGCCGAUUUGUUAGCCGAUUCGUAA